AAACAGAGCCGAAGGAAAAAGAGAGUGUCGUAUGUUUCUCCUGUAAGCGUGCGCGCAGUGUGUGUGUGUUGGUGUGUGUGAGUGUGUGAGUGAAUGUGUGGUGUGUGUGUGUGUGUGACAAAGAGCAGAAAAGAGAAAAUUUCAUAGGAAGUUUAUUAACGCUGGAGUGUAAUAAGUUUGUUUUGUGAUCGGAGCUUGUUUUUCCUGCUUACAUCAUCAUCAGCGCUGAGUGUUGAGCUCAGCUGGUCAUGUUAUCUUCAGCAAAGUUUUCCCUCAGCAGUGUGUAGCUCGGUUUAGUGAAGAUACCUGACAUGGUUUAAGCAGAAAUAGUCUUCUUCUAGUUUGUUUGUUUUCGAAUGGCGUUUGUGGGUUUGUGUAGUGGAAGCAGGCUGGUGCUGCUGCUGGUGAGCUCUUACUGCAUUUGCUGGACUCAUUCAGAUUCAGAGGACACUGUGUAAGUGGUAACUGAUUGACUUUGUAGAUUAGCCAGAUGUCUGGUCACCCGGGCCAGGUAUGAAUGUGUAGAGACCGUUUUUAACAACACAGGAGAAACAAAAAAACAAAACACACAUCUGGGGCAGGAUGCUGAAGACCCUCACUAAAAAGCUCAGAAGACAUUCCCUCAAUGAAAUCCAUCCUUUUCAACUUAAGAUUUCUUACCAUGGCAGUGAGGAGGGUGGAGAGAGUGAGGAUUCUGAAGGGGAAAACCAAGAGCUGGCACAGAUUGAUAGAGAGCGCAGGAGAAACUGUGUUUUGACCCCUCUGGCCACGAGCCAACAGCACAACCAGGGUCUGCUGUCCCCGGCCCACCUCCGGCGCUUGAGGCUGCUGCUGGAGCCAGCAAUGGACCGUCACAGUUCAGAAGAGGAGCUGGAGCGCAUCGCAGGGGCCACGGGAUCCGAGGGCAGCCGCAAGUGGCCCCGACAUGGCGAGCUCAGCAGCGCUUCCAGUGACGAGGAGGUGAAAGACCUGUGUGAGCCGGGUUCCGGAGCCCGUCUGAGUGCCACUUCGCCCAGCCCGGUUCUCUUCAGCUCUUCUCCGCCCAGAGGCCUCAAACCCCCACCCACCAUCACCACUGCCCGCCUCCCCUCCAGGCCCAUCAUCCUCAGUCAUUUCGAGCAGCCCGCCAUGCCCUACUGGAGGCAUCGGCCAUCCUACACAGGGGAGCCUGGCCGGCCCAGCCUGGACCUGGAAAAGAUGCAACAGAAAAUGCUCCUAAAAAAGAACUGCGGUGGGAAAACAAGGACUAUAAAGAUCCGGAACUUGAGCAGCAGUCGUCACUCCCCAAGAUACUCCUACGACCCGUCCAUCUUUGCCUUCCGGUCUCUGAGCACAGCUCCCCCAUGCAGCCCCCUGCUCUCCAAUGAGGAACCUCCGUGUGCUUGAGGGGAAACGACUGGAAUUUUUCAGAGACUAAACAACGGAGUUUGUUGGACCAAUAUUUUCCUCGUUAAGACAAAAGACAAUGUUCUUGUCUUGUUAUUUUGCAGGAUUUUAGCCUGAACAAAGUCCCUCUGUUGAUAAAACAGGAAGUCUAGACAGAAUGGCAGAAUGUACAGGAGGAUCAGGGAGUUGGACGACAUUUUCUUGUGCUAUCUCACCCUCUCUGGCUCUCUGACCCGAUCUCAGGAAAUCCCUUUGAUACUUGCUACAAUGACAAGGCCAUAGCCACUGUAGUGAACUGCAAACGACAGAGCCACAAUCUAAAGCUGCAUCUGAUGGCUACAGAUGGGAGAAACCAGCAUAAUUUGGUCAGUGGUUCUUAGAUAAUGCCUCAUAACUGGCCACCUCUUGAUGUUUCAGGUAUGUGCUUGUUCCAUUGCAGUUUUGGGCAUGUGCAUCAUCACUGUUUGGAGAUCAUGUAGAGCAGUGGCCACCAACCCUGGACCUGGAGAUUUACCUUCUUGCAGAGUGUAGUUACAUUACAUUAAUGGCAUUUGGCAGACGUUCUUAUCCAGAGCGACUUACAGUUUGAUCGUUUUACACAGGUAGGCGAAGGUUGUGUUAAGAGUCUUGCCCAAGGACUCUUAUUUGUAUAGCAUAGGGUACUUACUCAGGGGGGGAUUGAACCCCAGUCUACAGCGUAGAAAGCAGAGGUGUUACCCACUACACUAUACCAACCAACCAGAUGUCAUAUGAAGCUUUUAGUUGAAGUUCCAGCCACAAUCUGCUACACCUGCUUCAGCUAAUUGACUUACUAAGAAAUCUGUGGUUGGCUGGAUCAGAAGCAUUAGUGUUGGCUAAGGAGGGGCAGCACGUUAGAUGCAGGUUGGAACUAAACUCUUUAGAAAAGUAGAUCUCCAGGAGGAGGGUUGGUGACCACUGUUGUAGAGGGUCUAAACCAGGGGCGCCCAAUUCUGGUCCUGGAGGCCUUCAGGGGCAUCUGACUGUAUGAGCCAGGUGUGUUGGAUCUGGAUUCUCCAGGGUGGUAGAUCUCCAGGACAAGGAUUGAGUGCCCCUGUUCUAAACCAAGAGCAUCAGUUGUGAUGGAAAAGAGAGACAAUCUAUUGCAUUUUUGGAGUAAAUUUUUUUUUUUAAACUUAAGAGGUAUUACCACCAGAGUGACCAGAUGCCAGGUUUCCAACAUUAGGAGGAAUUCGGUAAUAACUCCAGAGAAGAUUUCAUACUUUUUAGGUUUGGUCAACAGCCUAAUUAUUAAAUCAUUAAUGAUUUAUAUAACCGAUUGUGUGAUCUAAAGACUGAAAUUACCUGGUGACUGCUCUAGUGCUUGUCUAAUGUGUACUGUACUUUGACAAUACGUAUCUAGACAAAUUAAUAAAGAAUCAUGGUACUAGUCCAGCCUUAGACUUAGCAUUAAGCAUGCAAAUCUGUUAAACAGUCGCAAGUUUGACAGCUGUUUCAUCAGACAGCGUAUACAGUGUGAUGUGCCUAAACUAUGCUCCUUUGCCACGUUUGAUUGUUUUGGGUCAUGUGCAGUUAAGUACCAAAGUAAGUCAUUUUCAUUAUGUUUCAUUUUAAACUCCAUAUGGUUUAAGACGCUUUCACCAUCCUGACUACACCCUUCCAUUUGUUUUGGUAAAAACAAAUAGAAUGAUGAAUAUAAAACAUGGAAGACAUGUUAAUGUGUGCAGUAUAUCACAUAAGUAAUCACAUUGUGUAAGAUAGGUUUUGAUUAACUAUGUACUGUAUUCAACAGCAUACCUAGCCUUUCGCUGAAUGUAGCCUACACUUGUAGGGGUCGAAGCAUAGGAUAACUACAAGGAACUAUUUUUUUGGAGUUGUUAUGGGUUCUACAGGUUCCACUUCAAAUGUAUCCGUGUGAAAGAAAUACGAUAUGCACCUUCAGUUUGGACAGAACGUACAUGUUUGUAACAUGUAAAAAGCCACUCUUCCUCUUCCCACUGUUCCACUGAGAGAAAUAAACGUCUCUUGGCUCCAAC
This is a messenger RNA of Colossoma macropomum (tambaqui), 3401 nucleotides long. RefSeq lists its product as uncharacterized. The transcript is spliced from 6 exons. The record is from RefSeq and is a predicted model, not a curated record. The coding region runs from base 583 to 1386 and encodes 267 amino acids. Lineage: Eukaryota; Metazoa; Chordata; Actinopteri; Characiformes; Serrasalmidae.